Molecule: messenger RNA, 872 nt
Organism: Condylura cristata (star-nosed mole)
Lineage: Eukaryota; Metazoa; Chordata; Mammalia; Eulipotyphla; Talpidae
Gene: PABIR3
Product: protein FAM122C
Exons: 10
Biological process (GO): mitotic G2/M transition checkpoint
Cellular component (GO): cytoplasm; nucleus
Molecular function (GO): protein serine/threonine phosphatase inhibitor activity
Source: RefSeq, a predicted model, not a curated record
UCUGAAAGGCUGCAAGUUGUAGUUUUGUUUUGAUCGGCAAAACUGACCUGAGUUGGCUUGGAUGAGAAAGAUAAAGGAGGAUUCGCAGAGGUGGAUUCGCAGAGUCAUUUCCCUACCUAGUCGACUUGUCUGUAUAUGAAGGACAGCCACAAAGCUUGGAGACAACCCAAUGAAGUGACUUCUGCCUCAACAUGGACAAGGCACAGGAGAAAAUGGAAGUAGACUUGGAGCUGCUGUCGAGUGCCACCACCAAAGAGGGCAACAUCCUGAAAAGAUCCAACAGGGAACCUUGGAUCUGUGGGCUCGGUAAUGAUUCACAAGUGUUGCAUGCUGAAUCAUUAAAAACUAGAAGAAAUAGUACAACAUUUGUGACACCACACUGUCCGACUUCUAUUCGUCGUCUUCAGCAAAUCAAACAGGAAGAAGCCAUGGAUUUAGUAAACAGAGAAGUAGCGCAUGAGUGGGAGGUACAAGCAUCAAUACAUAUAAGUCGGUCUUGGGCAGAACAUUUGAACCUGGUGAAAUGGUAUUUGAAGAUCAGUGGAAGAGACCUUUCCCAGACAUGACCAACAUAUCUUCUGAGACUACCCAGCAACCAGAUAGGAAUGUGUAUCUAUCAUCAGAUUCUUUUGGUGAAAACAGCAAUGUUGGAUCUUCUUGUACCUCGCCAACUAAAAUCAACACUGUCACAAACUCUCCUUUGUCACUUGAUCCUAGUACUCCAUUUAUCUGGUAGACAGAUUUUCAGCUAUGAUUCACCCAUCCUAGGACUUUCUCACGAAUGGAGAAACACACAUGCUACCCAGAAGACAGUGAUUGCUGAGGCGCCCAGCAGUGUUCUCUGCCACCUGAGGAGUUUCCGGGUCAUAUAA